Molecule: messenger RNA, 3615 nt
Organism: Zophobas morio
Lineage: Eukaryota; Metazoa; Arthropoda; Insecta; Coleoptera; Tenebrionidae
Product: serine protease snake-like
Exons: 5
Coding region: 137-1198 (353 amino acids)
Biological process (GO): proteolysis
Molecular function (GO): serine-type endopeptidase activity
Source: RefSeq, a predicted model, not a curated record
UACAAGGUGAAGAAGAAACGUUGUCGUCCCUGAAACCACUUGACGUAAAUACCCAUUUUGUGUGUUGAUAAAGGUAGUAGUAAAAUCGUAGAGAGUAUAUGCUCUAUGGUCCAGAGUAAGUUUAAACAGUAAAGAAAUGUAUAAAUUUUUGAUUAUUGUAAUUGUGACCUUGGUUAAAAAUAUUUACACUCAAAACAUCGGAAGCCCUUGCACCCAUGAACGAUCUAAUUCUCCAGGACUCUGCAAACUGUUAACACAGUGUAAAGAGAUUCGGGAUGAAAUAGUAAUUUUUCAAAAACUGCCUCAAACUUGUGGCUUCCAAGAAACACAAGCCAUAGUCUGUUGCCCAAAUCCUCAGCCCUCAGGUUCCAUAAGCGAAACCAAAUGUAGAGAAUAUACGUCGCACACAAAAGAGAAACAAUUAUGUGGACACAAUAUUGUAAAGCGCAUCGUUGGAGGAAAACGAGCUGGAAGAACGGAGUUCCCCCAUAUGGCGAUAUUGGGAUUUCCGAUGGAAGAUUCUGACAAUUAUAUGUGGUUACGUGGAGGAUCACUUAUCAGCGAACAAUAUAUUUUGACAGCGGCGUUUGGUCUACUUCACAUUUAUAUUGGUAGGCCACAAGUAGUGUUGUUAGGGGUAACUUAUCUGAAUGACACUGACCACAGCCAAGAAAUAAAAAUUGAAAAGUAUAUAUCACACCCAGAAUACAACAAUACAUCGUACUAUCACGACAUAGGUCUAAUAAAACUGGAAAAACCGAUAGAAAUGAGUUCGUAUGUGCGUCCGGCAUGUCUUAAUACACACUUUGACAUUCCUGUUGGAAAAGUUGUUAUUACUGGAUGGGGUCAGACAGAAUGGGGAGGAGAUAGCAGUGAGGAUUUGCUCAAAGUAACACUAGAUAUUACAGAAUAUGAGGUUUGUAAUAAGAGUUAUCAAAGCAUUAGGAAGCUAAAAAGAGGAAUUAUAGAUAGUAUGCAUAUUUGCACACAAGGUAACGAACUAGAGGAUACUUGUCAGGGUGAUACUGGUGGUCCAGUACAAAUACAUCACAAUAACGACAAAAGCUCGUGUAUGUACGACAUAGUGGGCGUAGUUUCGUUUGGAAAAGCAUGUGGUGGUGCUCCAUCUGUCAACAUUCGAGUGUCUCACUACAUUAAGUGGAUUGAAGAUAUAGUUUGGCCAGAGAAUAAUCAAUAAACUCGGUUAUUUUAAUUGUACUACAUUCCUCGCUCUAACUGGAAAUAUCAGACAAUAAAACUUUUCUAGUAACUCUCGUUCAUUAUUAAUUUACCCUCCCGAUUUUUCAGUUGUACCAGAAGAUGAUCAGCGAACUUGCGACACAAAUCAGAGAUGACAUGAGAGAAAGUUAUAAACAAUUAUUGAAGGAAUGGAAUACACAGCUUAAAGAGGAGCCUAAAACAAUAAGAGAAGAAUUAAAGCAAGCAAGAGAUCAACUACAGGAGUAAAAUCUAGAAAGAGAGUGGGUGAAGUAGAAAGUCACCUAGAUCGUACUCAGAAAGAAAAGAGAAGAAACAAAGUAGUGAUAAUGGGAAUGGAAAUAGGAACAGGAGAGCAGAAGUAGAUAAUUGAAAAGGUGACAAAAUUUUUAGAAGAGAAAGCCAAAGUAGAGAGUAAAGUUAAAAGUGCGUAGAAAAUUGCAGAGAAAGUGUAUGUAGUGGAAUUCGAAAAUAGAGAAGAAAAAAUAAAUGUAAUGAAAAGCAAGAAAAGAAAAGGGUCGUCAAUUUACAUAAAUGGUGAUCUGACGAAAACGGAAAGAAAAAUUCAAAUCAAAAUAAAACAAGAGGCAACAAAAGAGAGAAAUAAAGGGAAAAUGGUUAGAAUGGGAUAUAAAAAGUUAACUCGAUAAGUUAGAAAAUUUUUAGUAAAGAGCCAAAAGAAAAGGAAGAAAAAUGGAAGGAAACAAGGCAAAGAAAAAGGAAGAUGCAGAUAGGGAAAUCGAAAAAAGGUAAGCUGGUACAAAAUUAGGAGAAAAAGGGGUGAAGGUGCUGUUUUGGAAUGUCCAAGGGUUGCGAAAAAAGAAAAAGGAGUUCUGGGAAUACGUGGGAAAAUUUGGUGUGGUGCGGCUAGUAGAGACAUGGGUACAAAGAGAAAACUGGGAGAAAUUUGAAGAGACACUACCACAAGAAUAUGUGUGGGAGUGUUUAAGGGCGACAAAGGAAACGAAAAAAGGGAGAACAAGCGGGGGAGUAGUAAUGGGAAUUCGAAAAAAAAUGGAAGAAUAGGAAAAUGGAAGGAAUAAUAAAAACGGACUAAUGAAGAAAUAAUAAUCGUUUAUAGCAAGAAAAUGGAGGAAACCAAGAUAAACAUAGAAAAGGAAACAAAAGAAAAAGGAAAUGAAAAAAUACUUAUAGGAGGGGAUUUUAACUCAAGACUGGGCGAUAAGGGGACAAGAAUAAUAGAUAAAGAAAACGUGGAGAAAAGAGGAUCAAAAGACAAAGCAAAUAACAAAGAAUGGAAAAUAUUGUGAAAGAUAAUAGAAGAAAUGGGAUGGAAAAUUUUGAAAGGAAAGAAGGAAGGAGAUGAAGAAGGAGAAUGGACGUACGUAGGGGCUAGUGGACAAGCAAUUAUAGACUACGGAAUUGUCAACGAAGAGGCGUGGGAAGAAAUAGAGCGUUUCAAAGUGAGGGAAAGGGUAGAAUCAGACCACAUGCCACUAGAAAUAAAAAUCAAAGGAAAAGAGCAAGAGUACGAAAAACAAGAGAGAAGAAAACGAAAGAAACGAAAUAGAAAAAAGAAUAUGGGAUGAGGAGGGAAUUCAAAGAUACACAGAAGUAGACUAGAAAAAAAAGAAAUUCGAAGUAAAAGAAGAUAUAGAAGCUAUGAUAGCAGAACUGAUCAACUUAAUUGGAGAAGCUAUGAAAAAAGAAAGAUAUACAUAUGGCAAGAGAGGAAUAAUGAAUGGAACGGAGAAUGUAGUGAGUUGAAGAGAAAAGCAAGGGAAAAAUUAAGAAAAUGGAAGAAUAACAGGGGAAGGAAAGAAAAGUACUUAGAAGCAAGAGAGAAUUAUAGGAGAAAAUGUGAAGAAAGAAAAAGAGAAAAACGAGAAGAAGAAGAGAAAACAAUAAAGUUCCUGAAAACAGAAGAAGAAGUAUGGAGAUAAAAAAACAAGGAACGGAGAAGGAAGACUGAAGUCAGUAGGAAAAUUAAAAUGCAUGAAUGGAAAAGACACUUUAUGGAAUUAUUGGGAGGUUGUGAGAAAAAAACGCUGCAAAAUAAAUAAAGGAAUCACAACGACGGAAGAAGAGAGAGAGUAUAGAAAAAUAGUAAAGGAAGAAGUACCAAAGUACAGAGAGAGAGUAUAAAGGGGAAAAUAAUGAUGACGAGAUUUAAGUGUGGAAAUGAAGAGAAAGAGGAUCAUUUUUGGUUGGAUGAAACUGCCAGAAGGUGUAGGAUAUGUUGGAGAGAGGGAGAAACAAUAGAACAUAUGCUGGAAGGAUGUGAAGGAUUGAGAGAAUCGGAGGAAAGUAGGAAAGAAGUGCUAAACGAAGAUGGAAGAGGACUUGAUGCAAGAAGUACAGAAGAUAAGGGAACUAAGGCGAAGGGUGGGCAACCAGAAAUAAUAGAACAAUUAUUACCAUAUAAAACUCGAAUGU